Drosophila eugracilis is the source of this 4186-nucleotide messenger RNA. It is a transcript of the gene Pdfr, whose product is annotated as PDF receptor. The coding region runs from base 368 to 2551 and encodes 727 amino acids. Gene Ontology annotation, cellular component: plasma membrane. The record is from RefSeq and is a predicted model, not a curated record. The transcript is spliced from 10 exons. Lineage: Eukaryota; Metazoa; Arthropoda; Insecta; Diptera; Drosophilidae. Gene Ontology annotation, biological process: cell surface receptor signaling pathway; adenylate cyclase-modulating G protein-coupled receptor signaling pathway. Gene Ontology annotation, molecular function: G protein-coupled peptide receptor activity.
CAGCUAGCCAGAUUCUGUCAUAACGGCUUCGGCACUCGUGGCGUUCGUUUCGCUUUUUCCACCAGCAAUUAUUAGCCAACGCAAAGUUCCCAAUUCUCAUUUCAAGCCGCUUUCGAAAACGUUUUUUCAAGUUCAACCGCCCAACUUGACUUUACCAUUUUUUUUGCUGUGUUUUUUCAACGCGAGUUUAGAACAAAAAACAAAAUAAAACAAAAAACAAUUACCAAGCUCUGGAAAAAAACACUCAACAAAUAUUUGAAUCGAAUCCGGAAUCCAAAAAUUCAACAAAAAGAAAAACACACAACAGCAGCAGCAGCAGCAGCAGCUAAACCGGCGGAAACUUCAUCAUGUGGUCGAAUGGAGAAAAAUGACCCUCCUGUCGAACAUUCUUGAUUCCGGAGGUGGCAUUUCCGCCCAGCGUUUCACCCGCUUGCUGCGCCAGUCCAGCUCAUCAGGAUCCUCAUCGGCAUCUGCAUCUGCAUCCUCAUACGGAACCUUGGAGUCCAAGUCCAUGCUGGAACCGACAUCCUCGCACACUCUGCCAGGCGGACGAGUGCCAAUCCUGCACGAUUUUGAUUCCUCGACAACGGAAUCGCCAGGAGCAUACCUGCUCGAUGGUGUGGCCAGCGUGGCCAAGAUGGCCCUGGAGCCAGCUGUCAUGGACGUCCUGCCCGAUCCGGAUACGGAUCAGGUACUCAGUAAUCUCAACAUCACCGCACCAUGGAAUUUAACGCUCGCAUCGGCAGCGGCCACCAAUUUUGAGAACUGCUCGGCGCUUUUUGUCAAUUACACCCUACCCCAAACAGGUCUCUACUGCAACUGGACAUGGGACACAUUGCUCUGUUGGCCGCCCACUCCGGCUGGGGUCCUUGCACGGAUGAACUGUCCUGGCGGAUUCCAUGGCGUGGAUACACGCAAAUUUGCCAUCCGAAAGUGCGAGUUGGAUGGCCGAUGGGGCAGCAGGCCAAAUGCCACCGAGGCGAGUCCUCCGGGAUGGACGGACUAUGGGCCAUGCUACAAGCCGGAGAUUAUCCGCCUCAUGCAGCAGAUGGGCAACAAGGACUUCGACCUCUAUAUAGACAUUGCCAGGAAGACCAGAACCCUGGAGAUCGUGGGUCUUUGCCUUUCCCUAUUUGCUCUGAUAGUCUCGCUGCUGAUAUUUUGCACAUUCCGCUCCCUGAGGAAUAAUCGCACCAAGAUCCACAAGAACCUCUUCGUCGCCAUGGUGCUGCAGGUGAUCAUUCGGCUGACCUUGUAUCUGGAUCAGUUCCGGCGGGGCAACAAGGAGGCGGCCACCAACACGAGUCUCUCCGUCAUUGAGAAUACGCCGUAUUUAUGCGAGGCCUCGUAUGUCCUUCUGGAGUACGCCCGUACCGCCAUGUUCAUGUGGAUGUUCAUCGAGGGUUUGUACCUGCAUAAUAUGGUGACGGUGGCCGUUUUCCAGGGCAGCUUCCCCCUUAAGUUUUUCUCGCGACUUGGCUGGUGUGUUCCCAUCUUGAUGACCACCGUUUGGGCGAGGUGUACGGUGAUGUAUAUGGACACGACGCUGGGCGAGUGCUUGUGGAACUACAAUCUCACACCCUACUACUGGAUCCUCGAGGGACCAAGACUAGCAGUUAUACUGCUCAAUUUCUGUUUCCUGGUAAAUAUAAUUCGUGUGCUGGUGAUGAAGUUACGCCAAUCGCAGGCCAGCGAUAUAGAACAGACGCGGAAGGCCGUUAGGGCAGCGAUAGUCCUACUACCACUAUUGGGUAUUACCAAUCUGCUGCAUCAACUGGCUCCCCUGAAAACGGCCACGAACUUUGCGGUCUGGUCGUAUGGCACCCACUUUCUCACCUCGUUCCAGGGAUUUUUCAUAGCUCUCAUUUACUGCUUUCUAAAUGGUGAGGUCCGGGCAGUGCUGCUGAAGAGUCUGGCCACCCAGCUGUCGGUUCGAGGUCAUCCGGAAUGGGCGCCGAAGAGGGCGUCUAUGUACUCGGGGGCCUAUAACACGGCGCCGGAUACGGAUGCAGUGCAGCCGGCUGGCGAUCCAUCGGCCACCGGGAAACGAAUAUCACCCCCGAAUAAAAGGCUAAAUGGAAGAAAGCCGAGCAGUGCCAGCAUUGUGAUGAUCCAUGAGCCUCAACAGCGUCAGCGCCUGAUACCACGGCUUCAGAACAAAGCGCGCGAAAAGAGCAAGGAUCGAGUGGAGAAGGCGGAACCGGAAACGGAACCGGAUCCAGCCAUCUCGCGGAUUCACAGCAAGGAAACGGGAGUAGGAGGAGGCACGGGAUCACGGACUCGCGGCUCCAAGUGGAUAAUGGGCAUCUGCUUCCGGGGUCAAAAGGACAAAUGUGUGAUGCCGGGCUCGCAGAAGACGCAGCAAAUAUUUAUGACGUCGCAAAUGGCGCCGACGUCGACGCUGGCAGCGGUAGCUACAACAAUAACCACUACGACCACAACAACAACCGCAGCAGCAGCAAAAACAACAAUAGCCACUAUCGCAACAAUCGCAACGAUUACGAAGUCAAAGGCAAAAGCCAAAGCGAUUACGAAAAUGCCGAAAGCUUGAAGCGCCUCGAUCUCCAUCCCCUCCCUCAUUCACACACACACACCAUCUUGCUCUCCUUCUUUCCGUGUUCCUUAUGGAUAGAAAACGAAAGCGAGAGAAAGAAGAAGAGCCUAGCCUAGCACUUGCAAGCGCAACUGUACUAAACUAAACAAAACUAAACUAAAAAGCUGAAGGGUAUGCACGAUUUUUGUAUACAGCGGCUUCGAAAGUACCGCAAUAAGUUUCAAUAGGAUAAAUACCGAUCAAUAUACACACACACACAUACAUACAUAUAUGUAUCCAAUAUUUUUGUAUAUUUACCAACAGACUGUUGGGUCACAAUUUUUUUUGGCAUAUACAUAAAUAUAUAUAUAUAGAAAAGGAUAUGUGUAAUUGAUAAAUGUAAUUGUUAAUCGAUUUUUUUUAAAAGAUGCUUAAUAUACAUACAUAUAUGUAACGGUAUUUACAUAAAGCAUACAUAGAGAAAAACAUAUUUACAUACUUCGUAUUUACACUGUCGCAUGCAAAAGAGAAACCUGAUAGAAAUGUCGGAGCAUAGAUCGUAUAUUGAAUAUACAAACAUAUAUAUUAUGAUUACACCCGUAAAGAGAGUACAAAGCACUUGGAAUGGUAAAGAGGAACAAAGAGUAAAUAAACGGAAAUUGAACGUAUCAUUAUGUCACAUCAUCUGAUCAACGAUCAGUGCGAAUAUUCAAUAUUCAACCUAACUUUAAGCUUACUAUGCAUUUCAAAUGGAAUAUUUUGUGUGUGUGAGAAAUCACGAAUCGCGUUUUGAUUUCCUUUUUUUUUUGGGUUCUUUUUCGCUUCACGCAAUUUUCAAAACUAAGAAUUAAAGCCGAAUUUAGAAUGGGAACCUUAAAGCCAGAACACCCAGUGGUCGCUGGCAAACUAUUACGUGUUUAAGGCUAAAUGGAAAAUGAAUAAACAUGAUUUUAUAUGCAUAAAUACUAAACUAAUGCACCUGCCUACUUUCUUAAUCUUGACUUUGGAUCAGGUCCGAAUGCUCAUACAGAUUGGCACGAGCUGCUAAUGGGUAUUUAAGCUCCAAAAACGGAAAAGAUAUUAAUCGGACGAUUUAAUGGGCCAUCAAAUUAUUGUUGGGGAUCUCUAAAUGAUCUUUAAAUUAUUGAUUGAGUGAUUCAAAUUCUCCAGAAUGCAUUUGUAGGAACAAAUUCAAUUGCCUACUUAAAGAGAAAAGCGAUUUGCCUAUCGUUAGCUAUCUUCGAAGCUCAGAGCUUCCUAUUCUAAACUGUCUCAAUUACAUCCGAAUUAGGCUACUAAUUGCUAGUGCUAGGCAAACCGACUUGCAUAUUAAUAGCCUAUUUAUAGUUUAUAAAAAUGCUUUGAAGGUAUGAAGGGUAAACAAAUAAACAUGCACUGAGAAAAAAAGUGGCACAAAAGAUUUGGAAAAAAAUGUUCUUUCCAAAGGGGUUUCCAACUUCAUUACUACGUAUACUUAAUAUUUUUAUUGUACCUAUUUGGUCAUCCUAUAUUUAAUGUAAAUGAUUAAUUUAAAAUCAUUCAAUUUUUUCUAACUAAUUUCAGUACUUAUUAUUUUUUGCGUAUACUUGAUAUUUUAUCCCUACAUUUUCGGCGUAUACUUAAUAUUUCUUGCUAUACCUUCUACGUAUACGU